AUGGCGAGCAAUGAGCGACCACCCCUGAGCCGGGUGGACUCGGACCUUCCAGUGAGGAACACCUCGAACUUUGGCGUGCCCGUCACUCCAAGUAUCAGCAACGAAGACAAGCGGCACUCAUUCUCGGCGGACAACCCACCAACACAUGUCCUCGAAUCGAUCGGUGCGCAAGGAGCUCCCGAAUACUCCAACGGCAAUGGAGCAUCCGAGUCUGCAAACGGAGAGGCGCUGCUACGAAGGUUGAGUCUCCAUCCCAAGCCGAACCUCGACACAGCACCAUGGGACCCUCGCGCCGCGCAUCCGGAGCUCAACCUGAGCGGGAAUGUCAUAAGCGCUACUUUCUGUGUCCCUUACAAGAUCGGCUACACGACUACUGGCGAAUGGGAACUCAGCGACCGUAGAGGGACUUCUGCGCUCUUUGAUUCCUUUGCAUAUCUCUCUGACGAGAAGUCGCCCUGGAAGCAUACCCUCGUCGGAUGGACUGGCGAGAUUGAUCGAGUUGUCCGCCGAAAAGACCGUUCUGCAAACGCCAACGGCGUCACUUCGAUGGACUCCAUCCCGCUGAACAAGGCUUCUGCGCCGAUCCCUGUGCACCGCGGGGAGAAGCCUGCUCAACCGACCGAGCUCGCAGAACUUCACAUCCCAUACGCGGAUCGUCUAAAACUGGAGAGAGAACUUCAACACGACCAUGGCGGACGUGUGUCGCCUGUCUGGCUUCACGACGAAAUUGACGAAAACGAGGUUGCUACUUUCCGGGACCAAUCGAGAUGGCGGCGCUAUGGAGAGCACGAGCUGUUCACACUCUUCCACUACAAGCAAAACGAGCCUAGUGAUGGCCGCGCGCUACGCAAGCAAUGGGCGGACUACUACUGCAUGAACAAAGCCUUUGCCGAUGCCAUAAUCAACGUCUACACUCCUGGAGAUGUGGUUCUCAUCCAUGAUUAUCAACUUCUCCUCCUUCCUAGCCUCUUGCGCCAGCGGAUACCCAGCAUAUAUGUCGGAUUUUUCCUCCAUGUGCCGUUUCCGAGUAGCGAAUACUACCGUUGCCUCACGCGGCGCAAGGAGGUCCUCGAGGGUGUACUUGGCGCGAACAUGAUCGGAUUCCAGGCAUACAGCUACGCCCGACACUUUUCAUCCUGCUCAACUCGCAUCCUUGGAUUCGACUCUUCCUCCGCUGGUGUAGACGCGUACGGCGCCCACGUCCCGGUCGAUGUCUUCCCCAUCGGCAUCAACGCAGAGUCGACGAUCAAGGCGGCUUUCGAAGCGCCUGAAGUGGAGGACAAGAUUGCGGCACUGCGCGAGCUCUACGCUGAUAAGAAGAUCAUCGUCGGCCGUGAUCGCCUCGACACCGUCCGCGGCGUCGCACAAAAACUGCAAGCGUUCGAGAUUUUCCUCGAGCGCCACCCCGAGUGGCACGACAAGGUCGUCCUCAUUCAGGUCACGAGCCCCACUAGCAUUGAGGAGCGCGACCAGAAAGGCGACAAGACUGCAAACAAGAUCUCGGAGCUCGUGGCUAGGAUCAACGGCUCCUUUGGCUCUCUCAGCUUCACACCCGUCCAACAUUAUCCGCAAUACCUAUCUCAAGAAGAGUACUUUGCCCUCCUCCGGAUCGCCGAUCUUGGACUUAUCACAAGCGUCCGGGACGGCAUGAACACCACCGCAUUGGAGUAUGUCAUCUGCCAACGCGACAACCACGGCCCUCUGAUAAUCUCCGAAUUCUCCGGCACGGCAGGCAGUCUCGGUAAUGCUAUCCAUAUCAACCCGUGGGACCUGGGCGGCACCGCCGACGAAAUCAACACAGCCCUCACAAUGAGCGCCGCUGACAAGGCGUCCGCCCACGAGCUUCUCUACGAACACGUCACCACCAACACCGUCCAGCACUGGACGGAGAACUACAUCCGACGACUCCUCACGAAUCUCUCCUCCUACGAUCAAACCAUCGCCACUCCAGCUCUCGACCGCGCCAAGCUUCUCGCACAGUACCGCAACUCAUCCCGCCGCCUCUUCAUGUUCGAUUACGACGGCACUCUGACACCCAUUGUCAAAGAUCCUCAAGCCGCCAUUCCCUCCGACCGCGUCAUCCGCACGCUCAAAACCCUUGCCUCGGACCCCAACAAUGCGGUCUGGAUUAUUUCUGGCCGCGAUCAAGCCUUCCUGGACGAGUGGAUGGGCCACAUCUCUGAACUAGGGCUCUCCGCCGAGCACGGCUCUUUCAUGCGGAUGCCUCACUCGACCGAGUGGGAGAAUCUGACCGCAACGUUCGACAUGUCGUGGCAGGCGGAGGUAUUGAACAUUUUCAACCACUACACCGAACGCACUCAGGGCUCGUUCGUCGAGCGCAAGAAGAUUGCUUUGACUUGGCAUUACCGUAGGGCGGACCCGGACUAUGGCGUCUUCAUGGCGAGGGAGUGCCACAAGCACUUGGAUGCUACGGUGGCGAAGAAGUACGACGUGGAGGUCAUGACUGGCAAGGCCAACCUCGAGGUUCGACCACGGUUCGUCAACAAGGGUGAGAUUGCAAAGAGAUUGGUGCAUGAGUAUGGUGAAGGCCCAGGCAAGGCGCCGGACUUUGUGCUCUGCUUGGGAGACGACUUCACGGAUGAAGACAUGUUCCGCACCCUUCGCCAAUCUCGCCUGCCAGAGGAACAUCGCUUCGCCGUGACGGUCGGCGCUAAGACGAAGCAGACCCUGGCGACGUGGCACUUGUUGGAGCCUCCGGAUGUGAUUUCGGCGAUUGCGCUGUUGAAUGGGAGUACGGAUGGUGGUAAUGCCGGCGCUGUAGCGGUUGUGGAGGGAAGUGUACCUGAUGCGCGGACUUGA
Molecule: messenger RNA, 2820 nt
Organism: Zymoseptoria tritici IPO323
Lineage: Eukaryota; Fungi; Ascomycota; Dothideomycetes; Mycosphaerellales; Mycosphaerellaceae
Product: trehalose-phosphatase
Exons: 4
Coding region: 1-2820 (939 amino acids)
Biological process (GO): cellular response to heat; fungal-type cell wall organization; trehalose biosynthetic process
Cellular component (GO): alpha,alpha-trehalose-phosphate synthase complex (UDP-forming); cytosol
Molecular function (GO): catalytic activity
Source: RefSeq, a predicted model, not a curated record